UCUUAAAAUCAUUUUUUUUAAGACAUAAAUAAAUAUUUGUUAUUUUGAAUGUAAAUAUGAAAAUUAAUGCUAAUCAACCUGAACAAAGGCGUUCUAUAUUUACAAGUAGACUAGCUAGCGGCACACAUGACAUGUAAUUAUUACUUAGCAUGUAACUAAAGUGAAGGCCUUCAAACAAUUAUUAAGAUGAGUAAUGCCGAUUUGUUUAGUAAUUUGUGAGUAAAAAAGUUGAAAAUCGAAUGAAAAAAUGACUGUCACCUAUACAGCGGAAGUAGCCACUUGUAGAUGGUUUGGUUGUUUCCUAAAGUUACUAGUACGAUGGCGUGGAUCAAUUUACAAAUUAGUAUGGAUGGAUUUAAUUGCUUUUCUAUUUAUUUAUUACGGUUUAAAUAUCGCUUAUCGACAUUUUCUAAAUGAAGAGCACCAAAGAACGUUUGAGGCAGUUGUUCGGUAUUGUAAAUUUUACAAUAAUUUAAUACCAAUAUCAUUCGUAUUAGGAUUUUAUGUAUCAAUUGUAAUGACAAGAUGGUGGAAUCAAUAUAAUUCCAUACCAUAUCCAGAUUCUUUAGCUGUGUUUGUCAGUGCGCAUGUUCAUGGCCAGGAUGAACGAGGUCGAGUAAUGCGACGAACAAUAAUGCGUUAUGUUUGUCUAUGUUUGACAAAAGUAUUAACGAUGAUAUCACCACGCGUUAAAAAACGAUUUCCAACUUUAGAUCAUUUUGUUGAUGCUGGAUUAUUAGUUGAAAGUGAGAAAACUGUUAUGGAACAUUUAGACGUUAAAUUUCCAAAUCAUUCAAAACAUUGGUUGCCAAUUGUGUGGGCAUCAAGUAUUGUAACGCGAGCACGUAAAGAAGGCCGGCUCCGUGAUGAUUUUGCAGUAAAAACAUUAAUUGAUGAAUUAAACAAAUUUCGUGGUAAUGCUGGAAUACUUCUAAAUUAUGACAUGGUUAGUUUACCGUUAGUAUAUACUCAAGUGGUGACGUUAGCUGUAUAUUCAUAUUUUUUAACAUCAGCAAUUGGACGUCAAUGGAUUAAAGGCUUAAAAGGCGAGGAUGGCAACGAAAUAACUAAUUUAGAUAUGUAUUUUCCUGUAUUUACGAUGUUAGAAUUCUUUUUCUAUAUGGGUUGGCUUAAAGUGGCCGAAUCAUUAAUCAAUCCUUGGGGGGAUGAUGACGAUGAUUUUGAAGUGAACUGGCUCGUGGAUAGAAAUUUGCAGGUUUCUUAUUUAAUUGUUGACGAAAUGCAUCAUGAACAUCCUGAAUUAGUCAAAGAUCAAUACUGGGAUCAAGUAUUUCCAUCGGAAUUGCCUUAUACAUUAGCAGCUGAACCAUUCCGUGAUAAACAUCCAUUGCCAUCAACAGCAAAUUUAUACAUACCAAAGAAUGAAACUCAAAUAUUUGCACCACCAUCAUCUUUGAAAAUUGAUGAAAUGGGAAUGGGAGAUGGAUUUGGAAGCUAUGACGAUACACAGAGUGGUAUACAUUUUACUGUUGGUCGAACACGAAGUGGAAGUCGCACGAAUCGACCACCGUCAGUUGGUUCACAAUCUUCAAUGGGAACAUUAAUGGGUGGUUCAAUGACUCGUGUCAAUUCUGUAUCGGGUGUAUUGCGUCGAAUAUUUACUAGAGAAGAUAGCCGUACCGAUGGUGCAUCACAACCAAUGUAUGUGCAACCAAGAUUACCGGGUUCAGCGAGUUCGACAAGUUUAAAAGACAAAGGUACAACGAAUCAACCACCAGGUAGCAUCCGCCUUGCAACUCAAGUAAUUGAAGAAGUUGAUGAACAAUUAACUAUACAAUCAAUGCGAGCCAAAGAAGACCGUCCUCAUAUGGCAACAAUAUUCGGUUCUCCUCCUCCAUCAAGUCCAAUUCCUGUUCCAAAAUCAAAUAAUAAUCAUCAACAGCAUAUAUCAACAUCAGCCCCAGCUGCAGCACAUGUACGGGGCGAAAUGGAUGUGAUUAGUAUAGAUAGUGGUAGCACAAAUAAUAGCGUCAACGAUGAUGAUGAAUUUACAAAAUUAAAAAAUACACGUGAAGCGGAGCGUCGUGAACGACUUAUGCAAAAGCUUACAAAAUCUGUGAAUAUUGAUGAUAAUUUAGUGGCAGAGUCAUUUUUAAUGAAUGAACCAUUAAAUAUUAGUCCGAGUGUUUAACGAUUAAUAAAUCUCAUAGAAACAAUUUAGACAUUUUUUAGCUUUGGUUCAAUUCAAUUGUUUUUGUUUUAUACAGUAUUAAUAAUUUUAAUAAUAUUUAUGAUUCCAUUAUAUUUGAUCUAAAGGUGACCGCCAUAGAUUUUGUAAUUUUUAAUCAAAUUAGAAAAAAUGACGUGGGUGGCUGAAAACCAUCCUUAAAAAUUGUAAGAAAAGGAAGUACACAGACGCCGAUCUUUGUGUUAAAUUAAGUUUUCAUAUUACGGGAUAUAUUAGCUGAUCUGUAAAGUAUUAACCAAAGUUUAGAAGAAGAUCACAAGCUUAUUUUAGAGAACAGUCAAUAAACUGUAAAUUUUAGAUCGACAUAAACUUUCUCGUGUUAAUAAAUAACAAUUUUCGAAUCACUUGACUAAAUUUUCGCAAUGCCUGUGCUAUAGGGUUGCCACCUCAAAGUUCCGGGAAGUCGGGAGAUAGUGAUAUUAAUCUAAUUAUAUCACCGAAUCUUAAUCCUGUAUAAUAUUUUUUAUGUUUUGUAUACCCAGUAUUACAUUCCAUAAUUAAAAAUUUUAAUAAAUAUCCUUCAAAUAAUUUAAAAUAAAUAUGAAAAAACUAAUUAAAAAAUCUGUUUAUUUACUGAACUCUGGAGAAUUUAUGUUGAUUGGUUUCGGGAAUCUUCCGAAGUCUCAAAUCUGGAGAGGUGGCAAUCCUACAGUAUCAUGUCACCUUAGAUUGUAACAAAUACAGGUAAUGUAAAUUAGUGAAUUAAUUAAAGCUAUUUUUAUAUUUAAUAAAUAAAACCAAAAUCCACUAAAAAUGAUAUUUAUAAAUAAUGAAAUGACCGUACGAGUUGAAACAA
Messenger RNA from Chrysoperla carnea, 3005 nucleotides. Its product is annotated as bestrophin-4-like. Gene Ontology annotation, molecular function: chloride channel activity. Lineage: Eukaryota; Metazoa; Arthropoda; Insecta; Neuroptera; Chrysopidae. The record is from RefSeq and is a predicted model, not a curated record. Bases 248 to 2152 code for a protein of 634 amino acids. The transcript is spliced from 7 exons.